Molecule: messenger RNA, 1434 nt
Organism: Oikopleura dioica
Lineage: Eukaryota; Metazoa; Chordata; Appendicularia; Copelata; Oikopleuridae
Source: the annotation of a GenBank genome assembly
AUGAGCUGGAGACCUCCUUCGCGAAUUGACCCACGGAAACCGGCCAGAGAUCAGACAAAGAGUCAGCAAGAGAUUUACCAAGAGCGAAAUUUGGGACGGCGCGAAAACGGAUACGCUCUUCCCCGAGAGCUACAUACAAGAGUUUUUAGGGAUGAAAGUUCCUCGACGAUCAACAGCUUUUCGACCAGGGCUGAUACGUUUUAUCAACCUCCAUCAACAAUAGUCGAUUUGGACAACUUCGAAGAUCGAGCAGAUUUCUCUCAAUUUUCAAAUUUGCCAUCUGGAAUCGGCGCCCGUCCUGGCCGCAUUUCCCAAGCCGCGACGUAUAUCUCAGACGGGGAAUUUUCGCUUCCAGAUCCGAUGUCGCAGAUGGGAUACUCUCAUGCUUCGAUUCCCAGGGAUGGCAGAUACCAGGGGCAGCCAUCCUUGCCCGUGUUUGGGAGUCGAAUUGGCAGCGAAAACUCAUUCCAGCGAAAACGCAAAAAUUCUGCUCCGAUCAGCACUUGCGUCAUCACUGGCAAAAAUAAUAACAGAAGCCAGAAUGUUAAUAGUUCUGUUGAAAGAUCAGCAUCCUCAAGCUCCCAUCGCAUCCGGCUAGAUUUGACGAUCGACAAUCAUAAUCAUAAUGCAUCAGAGUCAAUCGAUUUGACAGGCGACGAUGAGGAGGAGGAGGAAGAACUUCGCUUCAUGGAAGACUAUCCGCCAGUGCCCGAGACUCCCAAAGACCCUCCUGGGCCAAUUAUCCAGCACGAGCGCGUGGACCCGAUGAAAUUUUUGCCCUUUUUUGACCAAAACCUUGGCGUCAGUUCCGUCCUCAAAUCUAAGAACAAAAAUAUUGUGAAAUUCAACGAGCACGACGAAAUCAAAAUUAAAGUUAUUAUGGCGCGAGUUGAAGUGAUCGACGGAACGACCUACUUGCGCGACCCUUACAGUCUGUCCGACACUACAACAACUACUAUCAUUGCCACUUUUGAUGAUGUAAAAUACUGCCUGCGACACCAAGACCUUGUCAUGCUGACCGAUGUGAGAGCAGAAUACAAGUUGGCGUUUGAUACACAAGCAGAACCAACGAUGAGUGUUCACAAAAUCAUCUUCUUCAUUCACGAGCAAAACGUUGUUUUCUCCGCUUACGCUCAGCCGUUCGAGUGGAAGUUUGAGCCUGGGCCAGUGAGUCCCCAAUCCUUCUCUCGGUACCAGGAAUCAUACGAUGACGAGCUACAACUGCCAGACGCAAAGAGCUUCAACGAGGAGUUUUCCAAAACUCGCUCCGCGGGUUCAGAAGGUCUCUCCUCACCUGGCUCCUCAUCCGAAACUCAAGAGCAAGGGGAAGAAACAAUUUUGGAGAAGAGCACUUCGAACGACUUCGAUUUGAGCUUCAACGAUGCUCAUUUAGGCAAUGACAAUAUGAAUAUUGGAGAAAUGGAAACUAAUUGA